This is a messenger RNA of Brassica napus (rape), 336 nucleotides long. RefSeq lists its product as uncharacterized. Lineage: Eukaryota; Viridiplantae; Streptophyta; Magnoliopsida; Brassicales; Brassicaceae. The coding region runs from base 1 to 336 and encodes 111 amino acids. The transcript has a single exon. The record is from RefSeq and is a predicted model, not a curated record.
AUGGCUUCGGUUCCGGUGAAGCCUCUACCUUUCGGACGCUUACAGCAUCUUCUCCGGAAUAUUACUCCGACGGUUCCAAGAGCUCAGUCAAUGUUUUCAGCGUCUUUCAAACACCAUCAUUUCUUAGGACUCUCAUCUUAUGAUAUAUGUAUCUAUGAAUCUGUGAGGCAUAUGAGAAACCUUAGGUCUUGGAGCACUCGCCGACGAGUAAUCAAAAGCCCCGGCGUAUCUAUGCCGGUAGCUUCUGCUGAAGAUUUACCUGCGGCUUCUUGGAAGCCGGAGAAGACUACGGUGGCUCCGUCGCUGAGUGACGUCAUUUGGCCAGCAGCAGAUUAG